Molecule: messenger RNA, 1290 nt
Organism: Dreissena polymorpha
Lineage: Eukaryota; Metazoa; Mollusca; Bivalvia; Myida; Dreissenidae
Exons: 10
Coding region: 121-1155 (344 amino acids)
Source: RefSeq, a predicted model, not a curated record
UUUAAGGAACAUUUCUUUGAUACAAGCCGAAAGAGCAUGUUAAAGAUUUCUUGUUUGUGUUUUACUUUUUCAAAUAUUCAAACGGAGGUGAACGCUCGAAGAUAUUACGAGUUUUGAAGAAUGGAAAGACAUUGGAUUUUUGUCAUUUUCAUAUUCAUAAGUGGGAAAGCAAGCGGCCAGUGCACGUUUCCAUCGCCGUUUGCCGAUAGCACGUGGCAUGACUCGACACGUGGCCCCUUAGUAUUUACCAACACGACGGUGACCGGAUGGAAAAUCGAACUCGGCACCGCCGCUACAACGACACUCAGCACGUGGCAGUGCUUGAACAACUCAGAUCCCAGCAGGCUUGUGAUGAAAGCCACGCAGACGUGGACGUUUUAUAGCAAAUCGGUGCACGUUUACGCCUGUUUGAAAAUCACCGAGGUCACAGCUGGCGUUUCAUACACGUACGUUCAACAAGCCAGACAAGAAUUGAACGGCAGGCAGAACAGACUUAAGUUUACAGUCGACGGCACUCUAAAAAACAUCGCUGACAUCUGUGAUGAAACAGCGGUCCUUCCUACGCUCGAUUUUCACGUGCUGGUUAAAUCUGGGUCCGAGGCGGCUGCAGCGAUUACGGUACCCGACCGGUUCCUGUUCUCGGCAGACUAUGAUUAUAUUGCUACCAAUUUAAUAGUGAGCUGUAACGCAACGAACGACACUUUUGACAUGUGCACCAACACAUCGGCUCUGGCCAUCACGUACUCGGGGUCUACGUGCACGCAGAAAAUAGCAUACUCAGCUGGCGGUGCCUUUUACAGCGUUGUUAAGAUGAGCAUGUCGUCCUACGACUGUGUUGUCUUCUACAACAGGGACGCCACUCUCACUGGGUCGUACACUCGAUUUACUUGCAUCUGUUCCAACGGAACAGUAGCGUCCGUUGCGCCUAGUAACUGCACAAUAAAUCAAACGCCGACGGAGUUUCCGACAGAAGCAGAUAUGAUGACAGCCAAGGGUCACAAACUAGACUUUAAAAAAGUCCAUACCUCGUGUUCAAAGACAACACCAAGUGCCAUCACCACAACCACCCCCUCGAGCAAAGCAGGCGCCAUUGCUGGCGGUGUCGUAGAAGCGGUCGUCGUCUUUUCCAUCGUCGUCUUUGCCCUGAUCAUCUGAAUAUCUUCAAUUGUUCAUCUGGUUUCAAAAUGAAUGUCUAUGUUGAUCGUAUAGUGUUAUAUAUAUAUAUAUAUAACAAAGUCUCUAUAGGCCUUGUAUUAUUUAACCAAAAACGAUGUUUAUUUUAUGCCGAAG